CUGCCCAUCAAUGCCACAUGUCAUUGCCCAUCAAUGCCACCUGCCAGUGCCCAUCAGUGCCUCCUAUCAGUGUCAGUCAGUGCCACCUAUCAAUGCCAGUCAGUACCACCUAUCAGUGCUGCCAAUCAGUGCCACCUAUCAGUGCCAGCCAGUGCUGCCUAUCAGUGCCAGUCAAUGCUGCCUAUCAGUGCCCGUCAGUGCUGCCUGUCAGUGCCAGUCAGUGCCACCUAACAGUGCCAGUCAGUGCCACCUAUCAGUGCCAUAUAUGAGU
This is a messenger RNA of Staurois parvus, 271 nucleotides long. Lineage: Eukaryota; Metazoa; Chordata; Amphibia; Anura; Ranidae. The record is from the annotation of a GenBank genome assembly.